Molecule: messenger RNA, 2467 nt
Organism: Callorhinchus milii (elephant shark)
Lineage: Eukaryota; Metazoa; Chordata; Chondrichthyes; Chimaeriformes; Callorhinchidae
Product: BUB3-interacting and GLEBS motif-containing protein ZNF207
Exons: 11
Coding region: 262-1752 (496 amino acids)
Cellular component (GO): nucleus
Source: RefSeq, a predicted model, not a curated record
GGGAACAGGACGCCGCCAUUUUGUUGCGGCGGGAACCAGUGAGUCUGACAUCGUCGGUCCGCUCGAUCGCCGCCUCCCCCUCCCUCACCGCCCGGCACCCGCAGCGCCUCAAACCCGGGCACCCGGUCCCGCCGGCCCGUGCAGCGGACAGCGCCCGGUUCUCGGCCCCGUACAGCCUCAGCGGACAGGUACCUCAGGCCGGACACCGCUCUCGCGGCCUCGCCACACACCACCCCCGCCUCCCCCCACCCCCCAGGCAGCAUGGGCAGGAAGAAGAAGAAGCAGAUGAAGCCGUGGUGUUGGUACUGCAACAGAGACUUUGAUGACGAGAAAAUUCUUAUCCAGCACCAGAAGGCAAAACAUUUCAAAUGUCACAUUUGUCACAAAAAGCUGUACACUGGCCCCGGUCUAGCGAUUCAUUGUAUGCAGGUUCACAAGGAAACAAUAGAUGCCGUUCCAAAUGCAAUACCAGGAAGAACAGAUAUAGAAUUAGAAAUCUAUGGAAUGGAGGGCAUUCCAGAAAAGGACAUGGAAGAAAGGAGAAGAUUGCUCGAACAAAAGACUCAAGCUGAAAGUCAGAAGAAGAAGCAGAAAGAUGAUGAUUCUGACGAGUUCGACGAGGAGGAAGCGGAGGCUGGAACGUCUUACCAGCAGCAGGGAAUGCAACAACAGCAGGGCUUCGUACCCAGCAUGAACCAGUCCAGCAUGCACCCUGUGCCUGGUACACCAGGCAUUCCUCCAGGAAUGCCACCAGUGGUGCCCGGUGUCCCACCCAUGAUGCCAGGCAUGCCACCGGGAAUGCCAGGGAUGCCUCCUGGAAUGAUGCCCAUGGGUGGAAUGAUGCCCCCGGGACCUGGAAUGCCACCUAUGAUGCCAGGCAUGCCCCCUGGUGGGUAUUUCAAAAUAAUUGGCAACAACAUAGGUAUGCCCCCCCCUGUACCACGCCCAGGGGGACCACCGAUGACUCAGUCACAGCCUGUGAGUGCACCAGGUGUUCCCAGCAGAGCACCACCUCCAGGACUCAGUCCGCAGCCCCCUAUUGCCAAACCACUCUUCCCCAGUGCUGGGCAAAUGGGGACUCGUGUAUCAAGCACAUCUACUGCCUCUACUACAGCUUCAUCCAAUUCGACAAAUCUCUCCACUUCCUCUAAACCUCUGUUUCCUAGCGCAGUUCAAAGCCAGCAGCCUGUGUCCGGCCCUGUGGGCACCGACUUCAAGCCACUGAACAGCACUCCCGCCACCACAGCGGAGCCCCCCAAGCCCACUUUCCCCGCGUACACCCAAUCCACAGUUAGUGCCACCAGCACGGCCAACACCACUGUAGCCAAGCCGGCGGUGCCUGUGACCAGUAAGCCCGCAACACUGACCACAACUAGUGCAACCAGUAAGUUGAUCCAUCCCGACGAGGAUAUCUCGCUGGAGGAACGACGAGCCCAGUUUCCCAAAUACCAGCGUAACAUCCCCCGGCAAGGCCAGGCUCCUUUGGGGCCACCACCGGUUGGGCCGAUGAGUGGCAUGAUGCCACCACAACAGGGGAUGCCCCCCCAGCAACCAGCGAUGAGACCUCCCAUGCCUCCGCCAGGCCAGUAUGUGGGCCCUCCACAAGGCAUGCCAGGCUACCUACCGGGUGGCAUGCCUCCUUACGGACAGGGACCUCCGAUGGUGCCUCCUUACCAGGGAGGACCUCCUCGGCCCCCGAUGGGAAUGUCAGGAUUGAGGCCUCCUGUCAUGUCGCAGGGGAGCCGUUACUGAAGCUGCUGUUACCUACGUCAAUAGGUUUGGAGAUUCAACCUUUUCUCAACUUGCUGUUAACUAGACAAGCUUCAGUGAAUUUAAGUGACUUUAACAAAAACACGAUAAACCUGCUAAUGAUGACCACAAAAAAAAUAGCUGGCCGCGCCCGGGCUAUGCUGUUCAUGUUUUAUCUGAGUAGAAAAGGAAAAUGUACUCUUCGCACGUACAUACACAAUAAACAAAAGCAGGAGCCUUUUUUUUCUUCCCCCCUCCCUCCCCCCCCCCCCCCCCCCCCUGUAAUUGCAAUUCAUGUUGUAUAGCUUCUUUUCUCGUGUUUCAUCUAGGUUUUUAGAACUGAAGUAUAGUAAAUAUGGUUCGUUAAAAAAUUGUGAAGGCGCUGGAGUUACAUGACCAUGCAGUACCAUCUUAAAGGCAAGUUCUGUAAAUUAAAAUUGCUUCUGUUUAAAGAAAAAGCGAGGCCUUCGCAGCACUUUAGGUGCUGUUGGACUUCACUGUCCCCAACAUAGUUUGGUGAGGGCUUCUGAUGUCUUGUGUGCUGCAGCCCAACUACCUGUUCAGUUGAGUUUUUGAUUAUGUAACUUGUUUAAUGUACUUCGUUCCCAACACAUCGCAGGGUUUAACACCAAUUUUGAACCUAAAUAGGUCGUACUUGAUUUCUUAAUUUCUGUACCGUUGUAAAGUUCAUUGUAAUAAAACUUGAUGGAAACUUUAA